This is a messenger RNA of Anolis carolinensis (green anole), 1668 nucleotides long. It is a transcript of the gene ska3, whose product is annotated as spindle and kinetochore associated complex subunit 3. The coding region runs from base 241 to 1494 and encodes 417 amino acids. Lineage: Eukaryota; Metazoa; Chordata; Lepidosauria; Squamata; Anolidae. Gene Ontology annotation, biological process: mitotic cell cycle; chromosome segregation. The transcript has 10 exons. The record is from RefSeq and is a predicted model, not a curated record. Gene Ontology annotation, cellular component: outer kinetochore; kinetochore; spindle microtubule.
UCUAUGCGAAUUCAAAGUUCGAGGCGGCUGAGGAAGAAGAGCCUCGGUUGCUGAAGGGAGUUCUUCAAAAGAGAAGCUCCGUCGAGGAGCUGAUUCGGGUCAAGGGCGGCCUCAGUCGUGGAAACGUCUCUUGCCGGCUUAUUACUUCUACUACUUCUCAGACUUUGUUAAAAAGUUUAUUUUUCUGCGCUUUCUACAUAUUAUACUGACAGUAAUCAGAAGAUAACAUUUUUCUCCAAUAUGGAUGUAACUUCGAACUUCUUUGACAAACUGCGCACCAUCGCUCUUACUCUGGAGAGGGAGUCUAAGCAUCUGAAGCAGGGUUUUCAUGGCAAUGACACAGAGUUUGAAGAUGAUUCUCCAAUGACAUAUUUACAUGAAAUGUAUUCUGACAUCAGGACACUAAAGAGUGAAGCUGACAAUAUACUUCAGAAGAGUUCUUCAGAAAGAGAUACUGCAUAUGACUUCUUAAAAGCCAGCAAAGUUCUGAUGAAAAGAAAUGCAGGAGAUCUUGAGGAAAUACGACAACUGAUCCAGAAAUAUGGUUACAAGCCACCUGCUCCCAAAGAUACAGCUAUGGGGAAUGAAACUGAAAUCCACUCCAGAACUACUACGACUGAUCACAUGGAGCCAAAAGACCUUGGUUAUUCUGGGAAGUCAUCUGGCCCUGUUAGUCCGCUGCAAAUUCCACAGCUUUCAGAUUUUGGAUUGUCAAAAUACGCUCUACCAAGCACUUCGUCCACAAUGUGCACUCAACCCCAAGUGCGUGUGCCAAAGAAAGAAUCAAGGAGGGACAAUAAUAAGUGCUUAUCACCCAAAGCAGAAAAUUUCCAUAUCCGUGGUCGUGACCUGUGUGUGAAUGAUGUGUGUGAAACAACAGGUUUUAUAGAUGAUCAAACCAUCUUUCUACUUAAUAAUGCCAAACAUAUUAGGCAAGCAAAUAAACUGAGUGGAUCAGCAGAGGUAUCGACACCAAGCAAAAACAAGACUAUAUGUGAUGAUGAUUAUAUGGCUUCACCGGCGUCCCCGCAGUUCUGCACCCCUGGCGUGAAAAUUCCCCGCAGGAAGAAUGCAGCUGUAUCAAAAUCCCCUACGACUUCGGAUGUAUCUGAUCGUGGAUCAGGAAACUCUCUGGCAGAUUCACAGUCUCUCCAAACAGAAGCUGAACAAAUCUAUGUCACUGCAGUAUCAUCAAAGAAAGAUGUUGCAAAGGGUGCUGAUGUUCCUGUCCUGUAUUCAAAUGAAUGUCUGAAAUGUGAAGAAAAGCUCCGUCCUCCAGUAUUAUCAGACUACAUUAACCUACUCGGUAGUCCACCGCCACCUCCUGAAAUAAGUGUGAUUCCAAAUAAUAUUUCUCAGAUUCUGUCCAAGUACAAUCCAAAUAGAGAAGUGCCCCGAUAUCUGGAGGAAACUAAGAAACAAAUUGCUUCACAGGUUGAAAUAUCGCCUGUCCUUGGUAUUGGGAACAAGGAAAAUUGGAAGUAUUCAGGAUGAAGUGAAUAUGAGGCUUGGAUUGCUUUGUGAUUUCAACUGUUUUUAAAAGUUUAAAACAUUUAAUAGACACUGAGCAUUGGUUAUGAUAGCUAAGCAAUUAAAACAGUAUGUACAACUAUUUUCUGAUUACGAUCAUAUUUAAGAAUAAAAUAAAGAAUAUCAAUUUGAUUAAAA